Molecule: messenger RNA, 1744 nt
Organism: Scophthalmus maximus (turbot)
Lineage: Eukaryota; Metazoa; Chordata; Actinopteri; Pleuronectiformes; Scophthalmidae
Gene: sox17
Product: SRY-box transcription factor 17
Exons: 2
Coding region: 181-1383 (400 amino acids)
Biological process (GO): positive regulation of transcription by RNA polymerase II; angiogenesis; vasculogenesis
Molecular function (GO): RNA polymerase II cis-regulatory region sequence-specific DNA binding; DNA-binding transcription activator activity, RNA polymerase II-specific
Source: RefSeq, a predicted model, not a curated record
CUUUCAGUCCAUGCUGCUCCUGGAAGUGGCCAAUGGAUGCAACUGAUUCUUUUUUUUAUUCCAGCUUUAAAGCCGAGUGUUUUUUUCUUUUCUUAUCUGUCUGUAGUCUGUUUUCAUUCUAGACUGUAGUCGCCACUGUGAGCUGUCCGGUGGCUCGUACAAUCUCCCAGCUGGACAGAGAUGAGCAGUCCCGAUGCGGGUUACGCCAGCGACGAUCAGACCCAGGCAAGGUGUACGAUGUCAGUCAUGAUGCCGGGAAUGGGACACUGCCAGUGGGCCGACCCUCUCAGUCCUCUUGGGGAAACCAAAGUGAAGAGCGAGCCGUGCGCAUCGAGCUCCGGCAGUCAGAAUCGUGGAAAGAGUGAACCGCGGAUCCGACGGCCGAUGAACGCGUUUAUGGUCUGGGCGAAGGAUGAGCGCAAGAGACUAGCGCAGCAAAACCCCGACCUGCAUAAUGCCGAGCUUAGCAAAAUGUUGGGGAAAUCAUGGAAGGCCCUUCCCGUCACAGAAAAGCAACCCUUUGUGGAGGAGGCAGAGCGGCUGCGGGUUCAGCACAUGCAGGAUCACCCCAACUACAAGUACAGGCCCCGGCGGCGGAAGCAGGUGAAGAGGAUUAAGAGGCUGGACUCUGGCUUUCUGGUCCAUAGCGUGACCGAUCACCAGGCUGCGGUGAUGUCCGCAGACGGAAGAGUGUGUGUGGAGAGUCUGGGCCUGGGCUACCAUGAGCACGGCUUUCAGCUUCCCCCACAGCCACUCAGUCACUACCGGGAUGCUCAGGCCCUUGGGGGCCCCUCUUAUGAAAACUACAGCCUCCCCACACCUGACACGUCUCCUCUGGACGCUGUAGAGUCAGACUCCAUGUUCUUCCCUCCACAUUCGCAAGACGAUUGCCACAUGAUACCUGCAUACGCAUACCACUCCCAGGCGGCAGAGUACCAACCCCAGGACCCCCACUGCAACCAUCACGCCAACGCCAUCCUGCAGCGACAUGCUGCCUCGGCUCCAGAGCAGCCCCCUCAGCCUGCCACUUUCCCCCCUUCCUACAUGGGAUGCCCAAAUCCUUUGGCCAUGUAUUACACCCAGCACUGCAGUCCCAGCAACUCUAAACGGCAUCCUGGAGGGGCAGGACAGCUCUCCCCUCCUCCUGACUCUCACCCACACUCUGCAGACAGCGUGGAGCAGAUGCACCACUCUGAGCUGCUGGCCGAGGUGGACCGCAGCGAGUUUGAGCAGUAUUUGAGUUCCUCUUCAGUGCGUGUGGACAUGACAGGCUUGCCCUAUGGGCCACACGAGGCUGGCAUGCAAGGACCAGAAAGCCUCAUAUCAUCGGUGCUGUCCGACGCCAGCACAGCUGUGUAUUACUGUAGCUAUAACAACUCCUAACCUCGCACCUGGCAUGUUACCCUGCUGCAAGGACACAUGAUCUGACCUCAAAUCUCUGUAGCAAAUUUUUUGAAACAUUUUCUUUUUAAAUUUUAUAAAUCUUUUUUCACUACUGCAGAGAAGGCCCAUGAGAUUAUAAAAUGCAGUUUUGAAGAGGACAUUGUACUGUAUCUGUGUAAGAACAAUUAUAAAGCCAUAGAAUAUUUUAACAUGAACAUUGGUUUUAGUUUCCUCUCCUGAAGGGAUAUGAAUUCAUUUUGUGAUAAUAAUUAUUGUAUAGUCGCUAUUUUAAAGUGUAUGUAUAUAAUGACGGUGUUUUUAUACUUUUUGCACUUUUGAGAAAUAAAUUUUUUGCAAAAGA